Messenger RNA from Solanum lycopersicum (tomato), 3019 nucleotides. RefSeq names its product potassium channel KAT3. Gene Ontology annotation, molecular function: voltage-gated potassium channel activity. Gene Ontology annotation, biological process: transmembrane transport; potassium ion transport. NCBI's taxonomy places the organism in Eukaryota, Viridiplantae, Streptophyta, Magnoliopsida, Solanales, Solanaceae. Gene Ontology annotation, cellular component: membrane. The record is from RefSeq and is a predicted model, not a curated record.
GGGGGAGAGGGAGUAUGACUUAAAAUCUUGCUAAUAUUGCUAGAUUUGCUCAUUAGAUUUCAUCUUGGCCAUGCAUGAAAUUUGUGUGAAUCCAAUUCUAGAUUUCACCUAUCUUGUCACUCAAACUUGUCCUUUUGAAAUAUGCUUUAUAAUUGUUUCAUUUCUAACCCCCCACACAACUUUCUUGAUGGUGGAACUCCCACCACUACAGCCAUUUAGUCAUUUACAUCACCAUUUCCUUUCCUUUCCCUCCUCUAUUCUUCCUUGUCUAAGAAACUCUUCUCUACAAACUACAUUAAGUUAGUGGCAUGUCUGCCAUUUUGAGAACCAUCUUCACCCAAUAACAAUCUUGUUACUUUUUUUGUUCAAAAACUACUCAACAAAUUAAUAUGUAUUCCCCACUAGGUUGUCGACAGAGAAGAUUUUUCACGAUCACUAACACGAGUCGUGGUUGCUGCAAAUCCGCUUUCACUCCUAAGUCUCCUAACUAGUAUUUUAGCUUCAAAUACUACAAUUUACAAUUCUUUUUUUUCCCUUUUCCUUUAUGUUAAUACCUAUACAUAAGUUACAUAAUCACUUUCCACAAGUUUCAAAGCAUAUCAAAAGAAUCAUUCUUCCAAGAAAAGAUGAGGCUGACUAAACUUGCAAUAUAGUCAACAACUUCACUUUCAUCAUCUAUAUAUAAGGCUCUUCAAAAGGGACUUUACCAUCAAUAUAUAGAGUAGUUUCUUUUAAACUAAACUCUAGUACUAUAGCAUCCAAGAAACUUCAAAAUUUCAAAACCCCACCAACAAAAAGAACAUCAAUGUCAUUUUCUUAUGCCAAAUUCUCUGGUUUCUUCUCUAGUGAUCUCCUUCCUUCUCUUGGAACCAAAACCAACCAUGAAACAAAGCUUCGAAAAUAUAUCAUUUCCCCUUUGGAUCUUCGUUACAGGGCUUGGGAGAUGUUUCUACUAUUACUUGUCAUCUACACGGCGUGGAUUACACCUUUCGAGUUUGCAUUUCUGAUAUACAAAAUAGAUGCCUUGGUCAUCUUUGACAACAUUGUCAACUGCUUCUUUGCUAUUGACAUUUUCCUUAACUUCUUCAUGGCUUAUCUUGAUAAAGAAUCUUAUAUUCUUGUUGAUGAUCCUAAAAAGAUAGCAAUAAGGUACUUAUCAACCUGGUUCAUAUUUGAUGUUUGUUCCACUGUACCAUUUCAUGAUUUCCUUUUUAUUGAUCACAAAGAGGGCGGCGUUGGAUUUAAGUUGCUCAGUAUGCUCAGACUUUGGCGUCUUAGAAGAGUCAGUGCCCUGUUUGCAAGGCUUGAGAAGGACAUCCGUUUUAACUAUUUCUGGACACGAUAUGCAAAACUGAUAUCUGUAACUUUGUUUGCUGUGCAUUGUGCUGGAUGUUUUAACUAUGUGAUUGCAGAUAGAUAUCCUGAUACUAAAAGAACAUGGAUUGGUGCAGCAAAUCCCAAUUUCAAAGAAGAUAGCCUGUGGGAUAGAUAUAUAACUUCAUUAUAUUGGUCUAUUGUGACACUAACAACAACUGGUUAUGGAGAUUUACACGCUGAGAACACAAGAGAAAUGCUCUUUGACAUAUUUUACAUGUUGUUCAACUUGGGAUUGACAUCUUACAUCAUUGGUAAUAUGACAAAUCUUGUAGUUCACUGGACCGGCUACACAAGAAACUUCAGGGAUAAUGUAGAAGCAGCUCAAGAAUUUGCUAAAAGGAAUCAGUUGUCACCAAGGAUACAAGAUCAGGUUUUGUCUCAUAUAUGUCUUAAGUUCAAAACUGAAUCAUUGCAACAAAAAGAGACCAUGAAUGUUCUGCCAAAAGCUAUAAGAUCAAGCAUUGCACAUUACCUGUUUUUACCAGUAGUUCAAAAUGUCAGUCUGUUCCGAGGCGUUUCCAGGGACCUGCUUUUCCAACUGGUUCCUGAAAUGGAAGCUGAAUACUACCCUCCCAAGGAAGAUGUGAUUUUACAGAAUGAGUCUCAAACAGAUUUUUACAUAGUAGUCUCAGGAGCAUUGGAUCUUCUAGUAGAUAUCGAUGGACGUGAACAAAUCAUUGGGAAGGCUGUUGCUGGAGAAUCAUUUGGAGAAAUAGGUGUUUUACUUGGAAGGCCACAACCAUAUGCUGUUAGAACAACUGAAAUUUCUCAAAUUUUAUGUCUGAGUAGGAAAACAUUUCUGAACAUUCUUCGCGACAAUCAAGAAGAUGAACGGAUUAUAAUGAGAAAUCUUGUUCAGAACCUGCAAGGAUUUGGAGGCUUUGAUAACAUGGACGAGGAAAGUGAUCCAAGUUCUCAUGUUUCUAAGCAAGAUACGCCAACCAACCCUAGCGACCUGAUUAGUAUAAAUAUCCAAACUUUAGAAGCUAGAACCAAGAGACAAGUUGAAAAUGAAGGUGAAAGUUGCGGACAUAAACGCCAGACAGUUCUUGAUCAUUCUGUAGUUCCCAAGGGGCAUAUUGAAAUGGCUCCGAGUCUACCAGAAAGAAGGUGGGAAGAAGAUCAACUUGACACAGGACGUGUAGGAAACAAAAGUAUCCAUGAGGUCCCCUUCUGUUCUAAUUCAGGUAAUAGAAGUCAAACUGGUGCAAAGGGGGGAAAAUCUAUCAAGAAGAGAGUUACUAUUCACAUGAGAAACAACAUCAACUCAUUGCAAGAGCAGAAUGGGAAGCUAAUAAUAUUACCCGAUACACUAGAAGAGCUAUUCAGAAUGGCAGGUCAAAGAUUUGGGGAGUACAAUCUGAAGAAAGUUGUAAAUGCAGAAGAUGUAGAAAUAGAUGAGAUAGAUGUCAUUAGAGAUGGAGAUCACUUGUUCUUUCUUUCAACUGAUUGCUCAUGUGUAGAAACUAGUACAAUGUGACAUCAUAAUUCACUAUGUUGUUUUUUGCACAUCUAGUGUCUACCAAGAAUUUCAAACCAAAAAAAUUGUAUGUUGUUCCAUUGAAAACUGAACAACAUAUUGAUGCCAAGGUGGCACAUAAAUAAUCUCAGUGGCAGUCUAUGAUAUGUGACUAUUUGAUUC